Aspergillus melleus is the source of this 1110-nucleotide messenger RNA. RefSeq names its product FPP/GGPP synthase family protein (gene GGS1). Gene Ontology annotation, biological process: isoprenoid biosynthetic process. Gene Ontology annotation, molecular function: prenyltransferase activity. The record is from RefSeq and is a predicted model, not a curated record. Bases 1 to 1110 code for a protein of 369 amino acids. NCBI's taxonomy places the organism in Eukaryota, Fungi, Ascomycota, Eurotiomycetes, Eurotiales, Aspergillaceae. The transcript has 3 exons.
AUGUCUUCGGAAUCUUCUUCCUACCCACCCCCCACAUCUAUUCCUCCUCGCACAAGCUCAGCUGGGCGCCUAUCCAUGAACGGGGACUCUCUUCAGACGAACAUGGACACGUCGCGCCGACAUACCCGCAACGUGUCCAGCUUCGAUGGGACGAAACAUCGAGACGGUCAAUGGUCUCCGGAGAACGAACGGAUCUUGAUGGGGCCCUAUGACUACAUGCUACAACAUCCAGGCAAGGACAUUCGACGGCAGCUCAUAAACGCCUUUAAUGUGUGGCUGAAGGUUCCCCCGGAGAGUCUCGUGAUCAUCAACAAAGUGGUGGCCAUGCUUCACACGGCUUCGUUACUAAUCGACGAUGUCGAAGACAACUCCGUACUCCGGCGUGGAAUCCCCGUGGCUCACAACAUCUUCGGCACAGCGCAGACCAUCAACUCGGCGAACUACGUGUACUUUCUGGCUCUCCAAGAGGUUCAAAAACUGAACAAUCCGACAGCGAUCAACAUCUACGUUCAGGAACUGCUCAAUCUACACCGUGGUCAAGGGAUGGAUCUCUUUUGGCGAGACACGCUCACUUGCCCCAGCGAGGAGGAAUACCUAGAGAUGGUCGGGAACAAAACCGGGGGUCUAUUUCGGCUAGCGGUGAAACUUAUGCAGGCUGAAAGUAGCACCGGGAAAGACUGUGUUAGCCUGGUCAACGUGCUGGGAUUGAUCUUCCAGAUCUGUGAUGACUACUUGAACCUGUCCAACACAACAUACACCAAACAUAAAGGUCUCUGUGAGGAUCUUACAGAAGGGAAGUUUUCAUUCCCCAUCAUACACAGCAUUCGUUCGAACCCCAAAAACCACCAACUUAUCAACAUUCUCAAGCAGCGUACAAAGGACGAGGAGGUCAAGUUGUAUGCGAUGAGCUAUAUGGAGAGCACCGGCAGCUUCACACAUACACAAGAGGUCGUUCGGGAUUUGCUCCAGAAGGCGUUAAAGUUGAUAGACGAUAUCGAGGCCAGUGGGGCUGGCAAGAAUCCCGAGGAUCGCGAUGAUGGCGCCAUGGUACGAUCGAUCCUAGACAAGAUCACUGAGGCGACGUUGAACGCCGAAGGGCCCGACAAAUAA